GUACAUUUACCGUUUUGUUAUUCAGCAGCAAAUGUAAUAUAAAGCAAUGUGUAUAUAGAAAAUGCAAUUUUAGUAUCUGAAAAGUAUUGUAGGCAUGAUAUACCGUGUUAUAUUGCAGUUGAUCAUGGAUAAAGAAAUCGGAUGCGAAAGGAUUCUGACAACAAUUAAUUAUUUGCAUGAUGCGCUACCAAAGCCGAGGAAUGUUCUGAGUACCUACAAUUAUUUUCAGGAAACCAUAACUGGACACUAAAAGUAACAAGAGCUGCCAGAAGAGACAGCACACUGGACUAAUUAAAUACUGGACACAAUAACGGAAGAACAAACCAAAAAUAAUCAUUUAUGCCAAUACACACUCGCCAAGAUAGAAGAUCUCGCCGAACAUCAUUCGCGCAUUGUCGUGAAUCUUCCUUGAGAAUGACGACGAACUGUGAAUGCCGAAAGCUGUCGGAUUUCCGCGAACAGUUCCGAAAAUUACAAAAGGACGAAACUGCAAAGAAACCAUGCUGCAUCUGCGACAAAAAAGUGCCAAAGCGAGGUUAAAACGCCUUGUUCCUAUGAUCAGGAUAAUGAAAAAAUACAAUUGGAACACGGAUUUUAUUGCCGACAUGAUAUGCGGUCUGACCGUCGGAAUCAUGCAGCUACCUCAAGGAAUGGCGUACGCUAUGUUGGCUGAAAUGCCGCCGGUUGUCGGCCUUUACAUUUCUUUCUUCCCUGUUCUAAUAUACUUCAUAUUUGGUUCGUCUAGACACAUCUCAAUGGGAACUGUUGCGGUGGUCAGUCUACUGACCGGUUCUGUAGUGGCAAAGUUUUAUGUGGAUGACAACGGAGGUAACAGGGACACGUUGAUUGGCAACUCGAGUCUCAUCGGUAACGGCACAUUAGAUCCGUUUGAAGACUCAAACUCUGAACCUUUUCUGUCGGACUCGAAAAAACUAGGGAUAGCGAUGACGAUCUCGCUGCUUGUUGGAUUCACACAGAUAAUCAUGGGUGUAUUGAGGCUCGGAUUUGUCACAACAUACAUGUCUGAUCCUCUAAUUGCCGGGUUCACAACUGGAACAGCUGUUCACGUGGGUACUAGUCAAGUAAAGUAUAUUCUCGGUCUGAACAUCCCUCGUACAGACGGCCUCUUUCAAGUUGUCAAGACAUACAAGUUUAUCUUUGAGAGGAUCACACACACUAAUGUGGCGACCCUGAUAGUCUCGUUGAUCUGUAUUGUCAUCCUGUACCUGGUGAAGGUCCAGAUAAACCAGAGGUUCAAGGCCAAGCUGAAGAUACCUGUACCCAUUGAACUAUUUGUGGUAAUAGUCGGAACGGUAACAUCAUACUUUGCCCAUUUCAACGAAAACUACUAUAUCAAGGUCGUUGGCAUUGUGCCAGCAGGACUUCCGGAACCGGCGCUGCCAUCAUUUGAAGGUGUGGAUAAAUAUAUUGCCGAUAUUCCAAUCAUCGCUAUCAUCUCCUUUGCUCAAUCUGUGUCGCUGGCUGCGAUGAUGGCGAAGAAAAAUAAAUAUGCCAUCGAUGCAAACCAGGAGUUGAUAGCGUACGGAGCUGGAAAUGUAUUCGGAUCAUUUUUCUCGUGCUACCCUUACGCUGCCUCCGUGUCGAGAAGUUCCGUACAGGAUUCUGCCGGGGGUAAAUCUCAGAUUGCAAGUUUAUUUUCCGCCAGUAUGGUACUGAUCGUGAUACUCUGGCUCGGACCUUUGUUUGAAUCUCUACCGAAUUGCGUUUUAUCAGCGAUUAUUGUGGUUGCAUUACGUAGCCUUAUUCUGCAAGUGCUGGAAUUACCCAAAAUAUGGAAAACUUCAAAAUAUGACUUUUACAUUUGGGUGGUCACGUGUCUAAGUGCUACGCUAUUACACGUGGAUUACGGGCUUAUGAUUGGACUCGUGUUUUCUUUCUUCACAGUGGUGCUACGGACACAAAUGGCAAGACCAACCAGACUGGGUAAGAUUACCGAUCAGAACGUGUACAAAGACCCAAAGAAGUACUUACAGACCUCUCAGUUAAGCAACGAAGUCAAGUUGAUUGGUUACAACUUCCCAAUCUACUUUGCCAACGGAGACCUCUUUGUCCGAGAAGUGUAUCGCCUAUCAACCAUCAAACCAGAAGUGCUCAGGAAACAAGUUCUUAGAGCGUCUCUAAAGCGUGAGAGUUUAGGACGUAGUACGACGUCAAUAAGCAACAUGGGAACUAACAUAGGGAGUAAUAAUGCGAUUGUUGAGAUUCAAAGGCAUGACAGUAUAGCGUCGACAAAUGGUCAAUUACCCGAGAUAUAUGACAUCAACCCGUUCGAAUUUGAGAUACCUCUCACCCAUAUCAUUAUUGAUCUCUUGGCGGUGUCUUUUGUUGAUAGUGUAGGCUGCAAAGUGAUCAAAACUCUGAUUGAAGAUUACGAGAAUGUACACGUGAGGGUAUACCUAACUAACAUUUCGGAUGAAAUCUGGAAUGUAUUUGAAGCAACAGAAAUUAUUCCGGCGCGGAAGGAUAUCAUGUUUGUAUCCCUGGAUGACGCUAUAGAAGCUGCAAGAACCGACAGUAAACCGGAUAUAAGAGAAAACGGAUUAAGUAAAGUAGAUCUCGUUCAUGUAAAGCCGAAGUAAUAAUAACAUGACUGUAAUCAUUACGUAGAUGAUUCACAUGCAAUUCAACCUGUGACUGUGCGACCAGACCUUACAGAACAUUUUUUUACGAUACAUUUUUUUCCCGUCGGGAAUUCUAUUUUAGAUUUUAUUCUCCAAAACUAUAAAAUAUGUGAA
Messenger RNA from Ruditapes philippinarum (Manila clam), 2756 nucleotides. RefSeq names its product prestin-like. Gene Ontology annotation, biological process: transmembrane transport. NCBI's taxonomy places the organism in Eukaryota, Metazoa, Mollusca, Bivalvia, Venerida, Veneridae. Gene Ontology annotation, molecular function: sulfate transmembrane transporter activity; chloride transmembrane transporter activity; oxalate transmembrane transporter activity. The record is from RefSeq and is a predicted model, not a curated record. The coding region runs from base 432 to 2600 and encodes 722 amino acids. Gene Ontology annotation, cellular component: membrane. The transcript has 19 exons.